UUAUUCUCGCUCCCUCUGAAAAGAUCUUACAGAAGUGAGAGAGCUUAGCAGUACCCAGCCAAAAGUCAUGCACACUUAGGCUUGCACAGCACUGACAGGAGCAGCUCAUUCAGCCCAAGGCGUACUGGGAAGCCCCAAGAACUCAGCCCCAUGUCUCAGAGAGUGGAGGACCAGGUGAGGGUACCACCUGGAGCUACCGGACUGUACAGAGCAAUGCUGGUCAAAUCAGCCUCUAUGUAUUCAGAAAUCCAGAGGGAGCGGCCAGAGGUUGGAAAUAUCACGGCGCACCCAGACUACAUCGAUGGAAACCCUGGCCUUAUCAAACCAAAGAAGCUCCUAAAUCCUGUAAAAGCCUCAAAAAGCCACCAGGAGCUCCACAGAGAGCUGCUUAUGAACCACAAAAGAGGCCUAGGAGUAGAGAGCAAGCCAGAGCUACAGCGAGUACUCGAGCACCGGCGGCGAAAUCAGCUGAUGAGGCAGAGAAAGGAGGAAGAGGAGGCAAAGAAACUGAAGUCUCCGUUUGAACAAGAGCUCUUGAAACGGCAGCAAAGGCUGGAUAAGCUGGAGAAAGAGGAAGAGAAGCACGAAGAGCAUGCACCAGAGUUUAUUAAAGUAAAGGCAAACUUGAGAAGAACAGCAACACUGACAGGGGAGGAAAAAGUGGUGUAGCACCUGCCAAAGCUAAACGUCGGGUCACAUCCAGCUGGGAGCUAGUACCUGUACACUGACAUCUCUGUCUGUGGUGGACGUUUGCAACCAUGUCUCUGGGGCUACUUACUGCUAUUAAUGCUUGCUGCAGUAGAAAUGCAUACAAGGGCUUUCUCCUCCAGGACAGGGUAUGGUAACGGUGAAGGCGCAGUAUCUACUAGUAGAAGUACUCAUAUGAAAAGAUGAGGAAGAUUUCCUCUCUAAUUAUGGGUGCAUGCUAACAUCCACCCCUAUUAACUCAUGGCUAACCCCUUGAGGUAGGGCAUAUACUCACACUGCCCAAUUUACAGUGGUGGACACUCCUGGAGGCUUGGCAGACUCUCCUAGGUCUGUGAAUCAUUCCUGGAGCUAAAUCUUAGAGCAAGCACUCCUGUCACUGGCACUGCCGGGUACAGGGCAGCAGCUGGAGAGCUUCUUGGAAACCUCCAGGUGACACCCUGAAGGGAUGGACCUGCAUACAGCAGGGAAUGGCCACGGUGGCCGGGAGCUCCAGCUUGCAGCACUGCCUUUCUUCCCUGCCACGUUUAUUCUGCACAAGCGUUUGUGUCGGGAAUCCCUUGUGCAUGGUCACCAAAGACCAAAUGAAAGCUGAAAUCAGCUCAAAUGUCCUUGAGUCUAAACGAGGCUUUUCAGGUCAUCAUUAAACCAACCCAAGCAGAGCCUGUGCUCAUUACCUAUAUGAGAAAUGUAACCAGCUGAAAAGGGCCAAGGCACACUUGAUACCUGGCUGUGGAGGACAUGGUGUGAUGUCUCCUGAGUGGUGUUGGGUUAGAUGAAACUGUUCACAUCAAACAGGGCUGGGUUUCCUAACUCUGUUGCUUCCUUUGAAAGUGUACGGCCCUAGUUCAGUCACCUUCACAAAACAUCUCCAAGAAAUGACACGAGUGAACAUUGCUUCUCCCAUGCGCACAGCCUGCACCAGACUCCAUGCACCAAUUAAGCCCCACUCCACUACAUGGGGACCCCCACCCCAACAGACCACACCAAGCACCCAGAUUUGCUGGUCUGGCCACAGUCAACAGCUGUAGUAACACUCGCAAAACAACCUGGUUCCCUCCUAGGGAAGAGAGCUCCCUCCCCUCCCGGCAUGAGUUCUCCCAGAGGGUAGGGCUCUCACGGGGUAGGAGCUGUAGGCGUUAUGCUUUUAUGAGCUAAGACAACUGCACUGUCUUCACACACAGCAUCCUCAUCCCAUGGCUUGGUGAAGCUCUUACACGGCUAAAACCACGAACUGCAGAAGCCUCCACUGCUUUUCACCACUGAGAGUGCCUGUAUGUCCUGACAUGCUGGCUGGCUAGGAAUGCUGGAGUUUGGUUUUGCUUUUGUGUGUGAAUCAGUAAUCUGGUGGUAGGAGGGUUUGGGGUUGUGAGCACUACAGGAAAAUGUGUAAACCCAAAGGAAAGAAAGACCAGCUGUCAUUACAUUAAAACAUUAUACAUCAAUGGAAGCAUCAUCAUCAACACAUUUUGUAAACUCUUUUUUGUCUUAUUUUGUACACAGAGGUCCAAAUUGUGGGCUUAAACUUCCGUUCAGUAUGCCCAUAAAAAGCUUUCCUAAAUAAAUGUGAUUUACGCAAAAAUUCAAGCUCCCAAUAUUAGUGAAAAGACAACCUUCUGCACAGUUUAUGCCAUGUACCAGCCUACCUGGUAUACAUGCUGUAUGUGUGUACGUGUAUAAAUGUGUGUAUAUACACAUACA
Molecule: messenger RNA, 2406 nt
Organism: Gavialis gangeticus (Gharial)
Lineage: Eukaryota; Metazoa; Chordata; Crocodylia; Gavialidae
Gene: FAM107A
Product: family with sequence similarity 107 member A
Exons: 4
Coding region: 151-669 (172 amino acids)
Biological process (GO): actin filament polymerization; actin filament bundle assembly; regulation of actin cytoskeleton organization
Cellular component (GO): synapse; stress fiber; neuron projection
Source: RefSeq, a predicted model, not a curated record